AUGACAUUGGAACUUCGCAGCCGAAUGCUGACGGAUCCUUAUUCUAAGGCACCAACAAUUCUAUUAAUUGGCUCGGGAAAAAGCACGUUGGCCAAUACGCUUUUUGAAGAAGAAGAAAAGUUUAUAACAUCGGAUGAUUUGGAUUCUUGUACUAAGAUUUGUCAAAGUGCUCUAAUCAAACUGGAUGAUAAAAAAUAUAAUGUUGUCGAUACUCCCGGAAUUUUUGAUACAAAUAAACCUAACGAUGAUAUCAUGAAAGAAAUUGUGCAAUCAAUUGUCCAGAGUUGUAAUGGUAUCGUAGCGAUUUUGUACGUCAUGGCUAAUGCCAAAAGCUUAUACCACAGCUACGUUCGUGAGAAAGAAUUACAAGAGAUUGAAGCACGUGAGACAAAGCAACGCGAGAAAGAACAAAUAAGAUUAAAAAGAGAAGCUGGAACGAAAACAGCCAAGGCAGAAUUUGAGACGCGAGGUAUACGUAUUGCUCAUUCUGACGAUAAGACCAUAACUCAAUAUCAACGGAUCGAUUAUUUAAAGGCAGAUGGUUCAGAAGUAAAUACAAUUUUCGCUGAAGACGUCCGGGCUUUUGUAACCGAAAUUUUACUAUUGGACGGCAAGAAACUUACUUCUGUAAUUCCACAUCGCGUUACAAAG
Molecule: messenger RNA, 651 nt
Organism: Funneliformis geosporum
Lineage: Eukaryota; Fungi; Glomeromycota; Glomeromycetes; Glomerales; Glomeraceae
Source: the annotation of a GenBank genome assembly